UUCGGCGUGCACCACUUACUUCGCACGGCAACAUAGAAGUGGAUGGAAGAGAGAGAGGAUGGUGAAAACUUGAAAGAGAGAGCGUAGAGAUGAGAGGAGAGAAACGAAUUUGAUCCACAACAAAAUAGUGAGCCUGUCUCUUCUAAUCGCACAGUCUGUUUUCCACUACGGUCCUGAUUCUGUUUCAUUUAUCGCGAAUUAGUCUGUGUUUUUGUUUGUUUAUUUUGCAUGUUUAUUUGUGUCAACUGGGUAUUUACGGCUGACAGGACAGCUGGAGAAAAACAGGCUCCGAACCGUGCGCCAGUGAACGUCACAUGAAUGCCAUCAUUCUAUGCCAGAAAGAAUGUCUGGUCAGCAUUACUGCUUACGAUGGAACAAUUAUCAAAGCAACAUGACCUCGGUUUUUCAUCAGCUGUUAGAAAAUGAAGCCUUUGUCGACGUGACGCUGGCCUGCAACGAUUUGUCACUGAAGGCGCACAAAGUGGUCCUGUCUGCCUGUUCGUCGUAUUUCCAGAAACUGUUGCUCGAAAAUCCCUGCAAACACCCGACAAUAAUAAUGCCCCAGGAUGUCGGCUACGCGGACCUGAAGUUCAUCAUCGAGUUCGUCUACAAAGGCGAAAUCGACGUGUCACAACAAGAGUUGCAGUCGCUGCUGAGGACCGCCGACCAAUUAAAGAUCAAAGGCCUGUGCGAAUCACCUGAUGACAAAGAAUUCAAGGAGGCUUCUCCUCAACCCCAACCCAUACCCCUUUGUUCCAAGCCGAGCAGGAAAUCUUCGUCUCCCAAGCAAUUGAAAAUACACGACAACAACAGGAAACGAAAAUUGUUCAGGAGGUCAAUAAAUAACAAUAACAACAAUAGCAGAACUGGAGAGGAGUCGGAAGUUGAGGACAAAGAGAAUAUUGGUGAAGGUGCGACGAGUGAUGAAGAAAAUGACAUGCCAGUAGCUUUGGAUGAACAUAAAAAGAAACGGCUGGAGCCAGAGCAGACCAAACCGCUAAACAUGAGCAGUCAUGGCAUUCUUACAGGACAGACUAUCUUCUCCCAGUUCAACGUGGACGAUUUUCCGCCGGAGCCGCCCGCCCCCUCGGCCAUCCCGGUCGGCCAUGUGGACAUGCACGACCAUUCUCCCACCCGCGCCCUCCUCGGCACCGCCAUCCACCGCACUGAUAUCUCCGACAACAAGUACAGUCCAGCCGCGACGGAAAUCAAGAAGGAGGCGCAAGACAUCAAAUUCGAAACGUUGCGCUCCUUCGAGUCCGACUCUCUGUUGGAGAUGGACUCGCACAUGUCCGGUGGACACGAUCACUCAACAGACAGUCAUGACGAUGGCGAAAGGGGAUAUAGUUCGAUGAUGGUGACGCCGGAUUUCGUUGGGAUGAUGCCCGGUAUGUCCAAUAGAUUAGAUAUGGGCAACAAUGAUGACAUUUCAAGCAGCAAAAACGGCCACUCGGAGGGUCUGUCCCAUACGUCCCGAUCCCAUGGCGGUGGAGGCGGCCCCAAAACGUGGACCCAAGAAGAUAUGGAUUUGGCGCUGGACGCGUUGCGUAAUCACAACAUGAGCUUAACAAAAGCGUCCGCCACGUAUGGAAUUCCAUCGACGACACUAUGGCAACGCGCCCACCGUCUCGGCAUCGACACACCAAAAAAGGAGGGUCCCACGAAAUCGUGGACCGAAGAAAACCUGAACAGCGCCCUGGAAGCGCUCAGAACGGGGACGAUUUCCGCCAACAAGGCCAGCAAAGCCUACGGAAUCCCCAGCAGCACCCUUUACAAAAUAGCGAGAAGAGAAGGAAUAAGACUGGCGGCACCGUUCAACGCGGCACCCACCACGUGGACGCCCGAAGACUUAGAAAAGGCCUUAGAAUCCAUCCGGACCGGUCAGACGUCUGUGCAGAAGGCGUCGACCGAAUUCGGUAUACCGACCGGCACGUUAUACGGUCGAUGCAAACGGGAGGGCAUCGAACUGUCUAGAUCCAAUCCGACACCCUGGUCCGAGGACGCCAUGGGUGAAGCCCUUGAGGCUGUUCGGUUGGGCCACAUGUCGAUAAACCAAGCAGCUAUUCAUUACAACUUGCCCUACUCCUCGCUUUAUGGCAGAUUUAAACGCGGCAUUAAAUACGACUCGGACAACAUGGAAAUUAGUCAGGACAGUCAGUCACAGAUGGAUCAGACAUUCCCGAUGGAUUACGCCAAUACGCAGCAUCAGCAACAAAUUCAAUAUCAAAAUCAGGCGAACAGCUGAGAUACGGCCUUCAACUUUGAUUGCUUUUAACAGUGACUUCAUAUAGACGCGUUCUAAGCCACGGCGGAUUUAUUGCUUGAAACAGAUCCCAAAUUUGGUACAAAUGUUUACUUAUUUUUAAGGGUAGACUAGAAAUUGCGAUUUGAAUGUUAGAAAUUCAAAUACAUACACUACUAGAUGUGUGAGGAUUUUCUAAAUUGCAUCUCCUAAUACGUAAUCAAAACUGUUUCAGGUGAUAAAUUUGUGUGUGGUGUGCGGUGACGUUCAAAAGCAAACAAAGUAGAAGGAAGGUUUAAAAUAAUAAUGAAUUAUCAGGGAGAUAGUUCUUAACAUAAGCUAAAUUUUAUAAUUACCAAGCUAGGCUGUUGUGCUAAAAUACUUAAGAAAGAAAUUUAUUAUGGGUUAUAUUUUAUUUAAAAGAAAAAACAAAACUAGCAUAAUACCUACUAUUUUCAUCUUAUGUUCAAAUAAUAAUUAUUACAUAACUUAAUUUAAUUAUAUUACCUAAUUAAUUUAAUGGUAAAAGGUAUUUAAGUCACCCCAUACGACUAUAUUAUUUUUAUUAAUCAAAAAAUUAUCAAAUACAUACAGUAGUGGUGGUAAAUACCUCAUAGGCUAAGAUAUUGUAAAUCAUAUUGUAUAUUAUUAUAAAAAACUAGUAAGCAAUUAAUUGUAACUACUGAUUGUAUUUGUUAACCUUCACUGAAGUGGUAUUUACUGGAACGAAAAUAUUUUUAUACAAAUAUGCGUAUUUCCGUUUGAACAUGAGAUUUUCAUAGUAGAUAAGAAAACCUUGUUGGUUUAAGACGAAGUGCAAUAUUAUUCUAUUUAAUACCUAGGUAUAUGUGUACAAAAUUCUUGUAUAUUCUUCAUAAUAUUGUAGGAGAUUGAUUUAAGAGAUUUUUAGUCAUGGGAUCCUAGUUUUGUAUAUUUUGUAUUUUAAUAUCUUUUUUGUUGUUAAUAAUGUUGUUUUUAUUUACCAUAAGCAUACCAAACCUUUGUUAACUAUUUUUAGUUUGAAUUUGAUUCCUUAACCUAUUAAUUUAGUUGCUAUUAUACCAUUUUGUUUUGUUAAUUAAUAAUAAAGUUGUAUUAGUUA
Molecule: messenger RNA, 3344 nt
Organism: Aethina tumida (small hive beetle)
Lineage: Eukaryota; Metazoa; Arthropoda; Insecta; Coleoptera; Nitidulidae
Gene: psq
Product: protein bric-a-brac 1
Exons: 9
Coding region: 332-2245 (637 amino acids)
Biological process (GO): regulation of transcription by RNA polymerase II
Cellular component (GO): nucleus
Molecular function (GO): DNA binding; protein binding
Source: RefSeq, a predicted model, not a curated record